Messenger RNA from Ostertagia ostertagi, 693 nucleotides. The record is from the annotation of a GenBank genome assembly. Lineage: Eukaryota; Metazoa; Nematoda; Chromadorea; Rhabditida; Trichostrongylidae.
AUGCUCGUCGUCGCACUGCUGCUCCUCGUCGGUUGUGCCUCCGCCCAGUACGUUGCCCGCCCGUCUGGUUACGGUAGGAACGACCCGGGUGCUGUAAGAAAUGUGGCCAGGACGUCACCACAGAUCAGGCCUGUCGACUACACCAGCGGAGGAGGCAGCACAAAUACAGGCAUCAGAAAUGGUCCAAUCCAGAGCGCACCAGCAGCACCAGCGGUACCAGCUGGGGGUAGCGGACCAUCAAAUAAUCAGGGAGGACCUGAUGACAAUGGCGGCGAUGCCCUGGGCAAUGCACCCAUAGCGAGCAGCCCAGUUGCCGCACCUCCUCCGUUCAAUCCGUUCAGCUCCCCUCAAGCAUCAGGAUCGCCACCGAGUGGAGAUCAACUGAACAGCUUGCCGCAGAACAGCCCUCCAGUGCUGAGCAGCCCCAGCGGUGGUGGCGGUGGCGGCGACGACGGCUGCAGUCCUGGGGCACAGAGUGGUCCUGCUUCGGGACCAGCACAAAGUGCUCCUGUUCCAGGCGGGCCAACGGAAUCACUCGGAACCAUUCUCAUCCCAAUCAGUGGCGGUGCUAGUGUAAGUGGCGCUGUCCAAGCGAACGGCCAAGCCAGUCCACCUAACGUCGGCAGCUCUCCUCCAGCAGGAUCAUCCAGGCCCGGACCAGGAUCUGGCGGUUACCCCACAAGACGGCAUUAG